Racocetra persica is the source of this 337-nucleotide messenger RNA. The record is from the annotation of a GenBank genome assembly. NCBI's taxonomy places the organism in Eukaryota, Fungi, Glomeromycota, Glomeromycetes, Diversisporales, Gigasporaceae.
AGCUUUUCGGAGGAAUUUAGAAGAGAUGAAAUAUCAGCAAUAAGUUUUGGGCUGGUUGAUGAAAGAGAAGUUAUUGUUGUUACUUUAAAUCUACCAGAAGGGUCAUCAUUGCAUUUUUCUUUACCAUCUGUAUUUGAGGGUUUUCCUGUAAUUAUCGACUAUGGAACAGUCAUACCAUUUUACCGAUCUUACCAUGAAAAACUUAUGCCUGGUAUUAGUAUUGGGCGUUUAAAAAAUCCACCAAAUGCAUAUCAGAAAAAAUCAAAGUUAGAUCAGAAAAAAUCAAAGCCUGAAGAGGUUUUUAUUCUUACCACAAAACAUGGAGUUGGAAAAAAAG